Messenger RNA from Beta vulgaris subsp. vulgaris (sugar beet), 1024 nucleotides. RefSeq names its product B3 domain-containing protein Os04g0386900. The transcript is spliced from 3 exons. NCBI's taxonomy places the organism in Eukaryota, Viridiplantae, Streptophyta, Magnoliopsida, Caryophyllales, Amaranthaceae. The record is from RefSeq and is a predicted model, not a curated record. Gene Ontology annotation, molecular function: DNA binding. Bases 92 to 655 code for a protein of 187 amino acids.
UAAAAUAUAUCUUACACCUUACUAAACUGAGCCUGAAAGUCAUGGGAUUGUCCUAUCACAUCAUAUUUUUUGAUAACGACACCUGAGUUUAAUGCGUUCGACUUCUACCGGAACAAAAACAAGCAACACAAUUCUUGGGGGGCUUACUCGGUGGUGGGCUCACUCUCACACGGCCAUAUUCUGCAUUCUACCCCUUUCUUUCAGAUUGAGAAUGAUGAAAGAGGAGCAAACAUCUGAACCCGUGUCAGAAAAAACCUGUUCCGAUGAUGAAAUUGAGCCACUUACGGGGAAGCCCUUCUUUGAUUUUGUCCUUUGCAAAUCCCAUGUCUUCCCUUCGUAUCAUAUUGCAGUUCCUUCAGAAAGUACUCGAUUACUUCCCACAAAAUCAGUCCCAUUGACUUUCACUCGAGGCAAAAGAAGUUGGAAGUUGACUUAUAUGGGCAAUGGCGCACAUCUUAAAAGAAUCGACUCUUCCUCGUGGAAAGAAUUUGUUAUUGAUAAUAGGCUCAAGGUUGGAGAUGCCUGUGUUUUCGAAAUCAUGGAACGCAGUGAUACAUCCUUAAAGUUCAAGGUUCAGGUUCUUCGAGGUGAUUUUCCAUCUGUUUUACUGGACAGAGAACAUGGUUCAAGCAAUAACCCCGUAGUUAUUGAGUAAAGACUACGAUUAAGCAGAUAAGUUUAGGGUCUAGACUUAAAUUUCUUUAGUAAGUUCUCUCUUUCAUUGAGGUAUGGCACAGUGACAUUGACGGUUAUUGUGACAUAGCUUGCUAUUAAUGACCUUGGCACACAUGUGGGUAUCUAUAGGGGCUAUGGAUUUGUAAAAGAGAAGAACAAUUCACAUGUAGUAAUUGUGAGAUGUUGCAAGUUUGCAACGAUGAGCUCUCGAGUCAUCUAACAAGCAUCGUUCGUGCUUUGCAAAGAAAUUCAAUGUCAUUUGCUUGGUUUGGCAUAUGCCUAUGUGAUUGCAUUUGAAUAGUGUAAAAAUUUCUGUUGAAUUCCAUAUUGUUUGUACCCUUUUAGCAUA